Messenger RNA from Momordica charantia (bitter melon), 1473 nucleotides. RefSeq lists its product as uncharacterized. NCBI's taxonomy places the organism in Eukaryota, Viridiplantae, Streptophyta, Magnoliopsida, Cucurbitales, Cucurbitaceae. The record is from RefSeq and is a predicted model, not a curated record.
AUGCAGCCAGAAUUUGGAAAGCUUGAAAGAGUUGCAAGAUUUGAUAAGAUGAUCAGCUCAAUCCCAAGGCAUUUUGCCCUAAAAUCUGUUUCCAACAACUCAUAUCUCCAAUAUGUUAACGAAGAAAAUGAAGUGCGUGGCUUUCUCCAAUACUCUGGAGAUCAAGCACUCACCCCUUACACAAAGUUCGAGAUCGAAAAAUCUAAUGUCGGGAGACGAUUUGUGCACAUAAAAUGUUGUUACAACAACAAAUAUUGGGUUCUCCACUCCCCAUCCUCCCACUACAUCGUCGCAACCGCCAAAGAACGAGACGAAGAUCGAUCAAAACCCUCUUGCACCUUAUUCAAGCUGAACCCUGACGACGACGACGACGACGACAGCAACGAGAUCAAGACAAUCCGCUUUCGACACGUCCAUCUCAAUCACAAUCUUCGCCUUAAACCCUUUGGAGAACAUCAAGGAUGCGUAUUCGUCGGAGCCGAAGAAUCCAACACUGGUUCCGACCUCUCCACUGUUGUCAAUUGGGAUACAUUGUUCAUACUCCCCAAAUACGUAGCCUUCAAGAGCAACAACAAUCACUACCUCCGACCCGUUCAUCGUCCGAAUUCCAACAUUGUUGAGGUUCAAUUCAAAGGGUCAGAGAGGGCAGAUCCAGGAGUGCGGCAUGAGGUGAUAACAACACCCGACGGUCACGUUCGCAUAAAGAAUGUCCCUUAUGGAAAGUUUCUGAUUCCUGAUACCCGCCAUAAACAUCGGAUUAUAUUGGACAAUAAGUCUUCUGAUGAACAUGUGGAUCCUAAAUCUUUAUUCUGGCCCAUCAAACUUGGUGACAAUACAGUGGCGCUCCGUAACAUGGACAACAAUUGCUUUCUCAGGAGGAUGAGUAAUGAUAUUAACCGUGUCAUAGCUGAUUUUGAUUACAUCACUGAUGAAGCGAAGAUGGAAGUCGUGGAGCUUGUGCUUUCGCGGGAGAUUUACAACGUCCAUUUCCAUCUUUCUGAUGCAAGAGUGUACAACGAGCAACCGGUUUCCAUGACGAGUGCUUUGGUCGAAAACAACAACUCCGAGGACCAAAAGUUGAGCAUGAAGCUGUCGUACGAAGACACAACAACCUCGACUUGGAGUGCCAAUGUGAACACAACGUUUGGUGUAAAAUUGACGAUUGAAACCGGUGUUCCUAAGGUUUCUGAAGGGGAGGUGGAGAUUUCAGCUGAGAUAUCGGAGGGCUACACAUGGGGCAAAACAGAGCAAUUCAAAUAUCUCGCGGAGGUUGUCCACGAUGUUGUGGUUCCUGCGUGGACUAAGGUUAAGGGCAGUAUAUUGGCGACACAAGCGAGCUGUGAUGUUCCUUUUUCUUACACUCAACGAGACAAACUCAUGAGUGGGAAGUUUGUCACUCGACGAUAUCAUGAUGGUGUGUAUAAUGUCGUGAAUUCCUAUAAUUUCCACUUUGUGACUGAAGAAGUAGAUUGA